AUGGCAAAGUUCAUGCGGGAAAACAGCAUACGCCAUGUUCGGACGGCGCCGUAUCACCCUCAAUCAAAUGGACUAGCGGAGCGAGCGGUGCGAACAAUAAAAGAGGGCCUCAAGAAAAACAAGCACGGCACAUUGCAAGAAAAGUCUCGUCUUCGUUUCCGUUACAGAUCUACGCCUCUCGAGAGUGGAAAAUCACCAGCUCAACUGCUGUUGGGAUUCGAGCCCCGGACAAGGUUGUCCACCCACUUUUCAGCAGGGGCAAUGCCUGAAGAGGCCGAGGCUACCCGAGAACGACCUUUGUCGGUCAUAACGCUACCCCUUUUCUCACCAGGAAAGCCCAUCUGGUCCCGCCAAUUUCAACAAGGGCAGAAAUGGCUUCCAGGGACAGUAAUAGCAACGGACGGCAAACGGAUAGUGAAAGUGGAGACCCCCCUGGGGACCCAGCACCGGCAUGUCGACCAGCUGAGGGCACGGCUGACGUCAAUCACGCCGGAAAAGAACCCAUCGGCAACUGGCACAAGUCCAGCGGAAACUCAGCCGGCCCCAGACGCUCGAGAAGCCAGUCCAGUGACCAUUGACUCCAGUCCGGCGACCCCUCAGUCGCCCGUCUCGACGCGGCAACCAGGGCGCCGGAAGCAGUCCCAAAUCUACUCCAUCGUUCAACGUGAACACGACACCCUGCGGAACGACUGCCCUUUAAAGUGA
Molecule: messenger RNA, 705 nt
Organism: Rhipicephalus microplus (southern cattle tick)
Lineage: Eukaryota; Metazoa; Arthropoda; Arachnida; Ixodida; Ixodidae
Source: RefSeq, a predicted model, not a curated record